AUGCAAGCUCAGGAGUUGGCAUUGGAGUUGUCAUUGGACCCCACUAGCGUGCAUGGAAACUCAAUCCGGCGUGGAAAACACCAGGGAGAGACAUUGGCUGGGCCAAAGCCAUUGCCUUCGAAUUUGCGAUUCAAAUCAUCAUCCCCAUCCUUCCCCGACGAACUCAUGUUCACAUUUACGGGGACAACAAAGAAAAUAACCGCUGUAAUUGUAAAUGCGUGGGCUUCCUUGACAAGGAAAGUUUACGGUUCAGGAUUAUUAGCUUUUCAUGCAUUUUGCAAUGCGAGAAACAUUUCAGAAGCGGAACACGCACCAGUGAAAUCCAUCACUUUAGCUUCCUUCAUAGCCACAAUGGCGGGAUUGUACUCUGGUAAAACAAUUUGUAACUAUGUUUAUGGAGUGCGCGCCUGGCACAUCCUACAUGGCUCACCAUGGAUCAUAAAUGAGCCCGAGAUUUUGGCGCUAUUGACAGUGUCCGUAACACUAACUCCAAUAUCAUCCAAACGCGCUCCCCAUCAACCAUUCACAAUAGAACACAUAUGCGAAGUACGAAAAGUGUUAGACCUAACCAAACCACUAGACGCAGCAUUUUUUGCUUGCUUGACCACAACAUUUUAUACAGCCUCUCGCCUGGGCGAGUUCACUAUUCCCUCCAUAAACCAAUUUGACAGCAAUCGACACGCAACCAUAGACGGAGUCUCAGAAGUAACCAACAGGAACGGUUUUAGAGUCAAAGCAUUUAUUCUUCCCAUUACCAAAACAGAAAAAGAACCCAUGUCGGUUUCAUGGGUGACACAGCAGGGACUUAGUGAUCCCGAGGAAGGGUGGCUCAACCACAUUAAAAUUAACAAUCCCGAUUCUUCCGACCACGCUCAAAACCUCCCUCACUUCUCAGGCCAUAGCCUUCGCAUCGGAGCCACACUUGAAUACCUCCUGAGAGGAGUUCCCUUCGAAGUGAUGAAAGCCAAGGGGAGAUGGAAGAGUAAUGCGUUCCUGAUUUAUUUGAGACGUUACGCACAAAUCCUUGCGCCAUAUAUUCAAGACAAACCGUCUUUACAUGCAGCUUUUGUACAUUUAACCUCACAAGAAGCACCCAUUAAUAACCCUUUAUUGCCGUCAAGGUAA
This is a messenger RNA of Serpula lacrymans var. lacrymans S7.9, 1125 nucleotides long. RefSeq lists its product as uncharacterized. The transcript has 3 exons. The record is from RefSeq and is a predicted model, not a curated record. The coding region runs from base 1 to 1125 and encodes 374 amino acids. Gene Ontology annotation, biological process: DNA recombination; DNA integration. Lineage: Eukaryota; Fungi; Basidiomycota; Agaricomycetes; Boletales; Serpulaceae. Gene Ontology annotation, molecular function: DNA binding.